Molecule: messenger RNA, 888 nt
Organism: Anopheles maculipalpis
Lineage: Eukaryota; Metazoa; Arthropoda; Insecta; Diptera; Culicidae
Exons: 3
Coding region: 1-888 (295 amino acids)
Source: RefSeq, a predicted model, not a curated record
AUGGACAAGAUAUGGAGAGUUUACUUAGCAUGUUUGCUAAUGUCAGUUACAUUCGGUUCUCAUUCCGUGAUGGCUGAUACCGACGAGUACGAGUACUACUACGAGGAAGUAAAUAAAACUUCCAUGACGGAAAACGUUUCUUCAACACCAGACGAGCAGACGACUGUGACUAUAGUGCCUAUAGCGUUGGAAGAGCAAGUUGUUACGGAGGCAUCUACCGUGUCGAUGGAUUUGGAUGGAAACACCGAAAAUCCAAACAUUACCAUGAUUUCCGCUGUAACUUCUCAGAACGGCACUGCGAUGCAAACGGACUGGUCUACUACUACUGCAGUUGAGGGUGAAAACGUAAACCUUUCGAAUGAUGUGCGUCGAAAUGAUGUUAAACCGACGCGAUUAAAUGGAACUCGUCCAACAAAAUUCACCAACAUUAUUUACAAGACUACCAGAAAGCCAAAAUCCAACAACCCUCCACCAGCUAUAGUGCUGAACAUCUACACCGGCAUGUAUGGGAUGGAUUCACGUGUAAAAAAUCGAGCCAGCGGGAACGUUGGUGGGCGCAACAAUUACUGGCCCCGGGCACAAUCUCCACUCCAGGGUUGGUACGGGAUGUACAACUGGAUGCCGAAACAAUCGUUCACACCAGUACAGCAACGUCCCAUCUAUCGUGGACGUGGACAGCAAGCUGAAUACGAUAACACGUACAAUGGCUUUAACUAUCAGAAGGCAACAAAACCGCGGCGAAACAAUCAGCAAAAUCGUGGCACUGAGCUGGACCAGCAAGCAAGCAUGGCGGUGUUCAAUUUCCUGCUGCAAGCACUCGGCCAGCGAUCCGGAUCUUCCCCACGUAUGCAAACGCAAGGUCAGCAAGGAUCGCGCAGAAAAACGUGA